UUUAUUUUUAUUUUCAAAAAUUUAUUGAAAUUUUAUUCUUGGUGUUUUUAUAUUGAACUCAUUUCGCUUUUUGUGUUUGUUAUAUACACAAUCGGUUCAUUUCUUCUCAAUUUUUGUUGUUUUAUUGAUCGUGAACAAACUAUUUUUGACGACGAUAAAAUUUGAAAAUUUAUGUGCUUUGGAAUUACAGACCCAGAUUUUCUGGGGGUAUUUCGGUGAUUCAAUUCAAUACUCGAUAUGUAUGAUUUGAUUCAAUUAACUGAUACAUUAUAGAUUUAGUGGUUUAUGGUAAUUGUUUUCUUUGGUAAUUGUGUACGGUUCUCGGGUUUCGUGUGUGUCCUACUUAACGCGAGUUUUCACUAAUGGCAAAGGCGUAGUGUGCAAAAUAACUGUGCUUCCUUUAGAAGUAAAAAAUAAAUUUAUUAAUCAAAAUACUUCAAUAACAAAGGCAGACCUGUGUAAAGUGACGAUAAAUGAGCAAUCUGAAUCAACAACAAAUUAACACCUGAAUCUUGGCGAAUGUGUAUCCAGAAACCAAGCUGCUGAUCUAAAAAUAUGAGAAAACGGUACAAAACUAAUCAUAGGGAAUAGAAUCAAAGAUGAAAGUGAAACAAUAAAAAUUCGAGUGAAAUAAAUUUAAUCAAUAGAAAUAAAAAAAUAAGGAAAGCAUGUAUAAAUAAAUCAAAGCCAAGUAUGUAUUGUAUUUCACGCUAAUCAUUUAGUUGUGCAAUUUUAGUGUCGUGACGAAAUCACUUUCGAUGCUUGCGGCGUGUUCACAUAUUUAACUAAUCGCGGUCUAUAAACAUUAUUUCUACUUGAAUUAUUUUUUUUUCUUUUGCUAAAUUUGUUCGUGGCUAUGACCCGAAGAGUUUAAAGUGCAUCCAAAGUGAAAAGGAAAUUGAAAAAAAAACAAUAAACUUCCUGUAUGUAUAAAUAAAAGUGGAAAGAGUGUUUAAACGUGGAAAAGUGAUUUAGAUAAGAUCGUUUUAGUGCUGUUGCAAUUUGGUGGAAAUCCAUAAAAAUGGGUUUCUCAUCGGCUUUACAGAGUCGUGCCGCGCACGAAGCAUUACUUGUACGUUUUGAUGCAGAAAUUCGUCUUAUGGAAAUUAUGAAACGUUCCAUUUUGUUAAAAGCCAAAGUUGAUAAGGAGUACGCAAUAAAUUUGGCAGCCGUUGCACAACAAGGAUUAAAAGUUGAUCGUGCCGACGAUUUGCAAGGUAGCUUAAUAACAAAAUCAUGGCGUGCAUACAUGGAUGAAUUAGAUCACCAAGCAAAACAAUUCAAGACAAAUGCCGAAAUGUGUGAAAUGGUGUGCGAUAAAAUAUCAUAUUUAUCACAAGACAAAAGGAAAGCUCGAAAAGCAUAUCAAGAGGAACACACAAAAAUAUCAGCACGUUUAAAUCACCUCACAGAUGAAGUUAUACGAAAAAAAUCAGAGUACCAAAAACAUUUAGAAGGAUACAAAGCGUUGCGAACACGAUUCGAAGAACAUUAUAUAAAAUCUGGUCGUGGAGGACGCAAAUUAGAUGACGUUCGUGAUAAAUACCAAAAAGCCUGCCGCAAACUACAUCUUACACAUAAUGAAUAUGUAAUGCUGAUAGCAGAAGCUAUUGAAGUUGAAAAAGAUUUUAGGACAGUUUUAUUACCAGGACUGCUGGAACAUCAACAGUCAAUACAGGAGAGUUUUAUUCUGUUAUGGAAAAAUAUGUUACAAGAAAUAAUCCAAUUUAGUGACCUGACAUCAGAUAAAUUCGUAGAAAUCCAGAAGAAAAUCGAAACAAUAGUGAAUAACAUAAUUCCCGCUGAAGAAUACAGAGAAUUUACGGAAAGACACAAAACAUCGCCUGCAACGCCCAUUCAAUUUCAAUUCGACGAAACACUCCUUGAAGAUAUUCCCGGUAAAUUACAAUCAAAUACCCUCACAGUGGACAAUUUAACUGUUGACUGGUUACGCACACGCCUCAAUGAUCUCGAAAUUGCCAUUAAGGAUUGUCAAAAGAAACAAGAGAAAAUGAUCUGCGAUCUGAAUGGUAGUGCACUACAUACAAACGGUGGGAUCAAUGGUUUAGGCGAUGAUACUCUGAAACAAUCCAAAGACAUGAAUUCGCUACGAUGCCAGGAAAAGCAAAAACAAAAGCUGGCAGAUAUGAUAAAAACUGCCCUCAGUGAAGUCGGUUGUGAAGAACUGCCCUCAGGAUGUGAUGAUCAUUUAGCGGUGGAACAAAAUUUCAUCGAAAAUAACUUUAAUAAUGAACAGCCGGGAUCAACGAAUUCUACAACAUCACUAAUUCUUCAAAGAGGUGCUGGAGUUAUGUCACUAUUCAGAGGUCCAUUCAAGCGUAAGUCAACCCCUCUAACGCCAACAGCCAAACAACGAACGCGAACUGAUACGAAAGUGCGAUCCCAAAGUCUUGGAUCUCUAUCGAUGUCUUUUACCGGUAAUCGUCCGCUGUACGAGGAAGAAUGGUUCCAUGGUGUUUUACCACGCGAAGAGGUUGUCAGACUGCUGAAAAACAAGGGUGAUUUCUUAGUUCGUGAAACGAUUCGGAAUGACGAAAGUCAAAUAGUGUUAAGUGUUAGUUGGAAUGGUCAUAAGCAUUUCAUAAUUCAAACAACGGCGGAUGGUCAUUAUCGUUUCGAAGGACCUCCUUUCCCUAGCAUAAAGGAGUUAAUUAUGCAUCAGCACCAGUCAGAAUUACCGGUUACAGUUAAAUCAGGAGCAAUUCUCCGGCGGCCAGUUUUACGUGAACGAUGGGAGCUGAGUAAUGACGAUGUGAUUUUAUUGGAGAAAAUUGGAAGGGGUAACUUUGGGGACGUAUAUAAAGCAAAACUGAAAUCAACGAAACAGGAUGUAGCAGUCAAAACCUGCCGAAUGACCCUACCUGAAGAGCAGAAGCGGAAGUUUCUUCAGGAGGGCAGAAUAUUAAAACAAUACGAUCAUCCCAAUAUAGUGAAAUUGAUUGGAAUUUGUGUUCAAAAACAACCCAUAAUGAUUGUUAUGGAAUUAGUACCAGGUGGAUCAUUGCUCAAUUUCCUUCGUAAAAAUGCAAACACGUUUACCUCUAAACAGCUAAUGGGAAUGUGUAAAGAUGCUGCAGCAGGAAUGAGAUACUUAGAAUCCAAGAAUUGCAUCCACCGCGACUUAGCCGCCCGAAAUUGUUUGAUUGACUUUGAAAACUCUGUAAAAAUCUCAGAUUUUGGAAUGUCCCGCGAAGAGGAAGAAUACAUAGUCUCUGAUGGUAUGAAGCAGAUCCCAGUCAAAUGGACAGCACCAGAAGCCUUGAAUUUUGGAAAAUACACAUCACUAUGUGAUGUGUGGUCGUAUGGUAUUUUAAUGUGGGAAAUAUUUUCAAAAGGUAACACCCCUUAUUCGGGUAUGAGUAAUUCAAGUGCUCGUGAGCGAAUUGAUGCAGGGUAUCGAAUGCCAGCACCGGAAAAUACACCGCCCGAAAUGUACCGUCUCAUGUUAAAAUGUUGGUCUGCCGAACCAGAAUCUCGUCCACAUUUCGAUGAAAUCUACACAGUAGUUGAAGCUCUCAUGCUGCGGGAAUAA
Messenger RNA from Hermetia illucens (black soldier fly), 3553 nucleotides. It is a transcript of the gene FER, whose product is annotated as tyrosine-protein kinase Fer. Gene Ontology annotation, molecular function: ATP binding; non-membrane spanning protein tyrosine kinase activity. Bases 1022 to 3553 code for a protein of 843 amino acids. The record is from RefSeq and is a predicted model, not a curated record. Gene Ontology annotation, biological process: peptidyl-tyrosine phosphorylation. The transcript is spliced from 15 exons. NCBI's taxonomy places the organism in Eukaryota, Metazoa, Arthropoda, Insecta, Diptera, Stratiomyidae.